UCUAAAUAUAGGCCAAAGGUUGAGCUUGAGCCUUGAAGUGAUUCUCCGCCACUUCAAUGGUGUGUAAUCUAUGGUCUGUUUUAAAACUGCUUUUUGCUCUUUGAAACUUGUCAUUCAAUACUUAGGGAAAUUAAAUUAAAGCCAUCUUUUAAAAUUUAAAAAUUCAUAAGAGAAUAACAAGCUGUGGCCUACUCAGCGUUCCAUUGGGAGUAUCCAUUUGGAAUUACUUUUCACUUAUAAAGUCACAGAAUGGAAUUAGCAUCAACUAUGAGAGUAUCAGCUUCCACCAGUUCUCUCCGUUUCUCUUUCUUUUAUUGAAUUCCGGCCACACCAGAGGCACUGUCUCUGAUGGAUCCGCAGCCGCCGGCACCACCUUCAACGGCACCCCUCCAGGCCUCUGCAGCUCCGACCAUAACAAACGCUGUAAAUAAUCAGUUGAUCUUCCCUGAGUCAGUGGAGAACUCUCCUCGCUCCCGCAUUGUUGACAACUGGGUUGAUGAGCCUCUCCCUCCUGUUCCUGGAGCCAAGCUUCGUUUGAUGUGCAGUUAUGGCGGCCACAUCAUGCCACGUCCACAUGACAAGACUCUCUGCUAUGUCGGCGGCGACACCAGGAUCGUCGUCGUCGAUCGGCAUUCCUCCCUGAAGGAGCUCUGUGGCAGGCUCUCUCGCACCCUGCUGAAUGGCCGACCCUUCACCCUCAAGUACCAACUACCCCAUGAAGAUCUUGACAAUCUCAUAACAGUCUCCACCGACGAAGAUUUAGAGAACAUGAUCGAAGAACACGAGCGUUUAACGGCGGCUGCUCCUCCUAGGCCUACAAGGUUAAGGCUGUUUCUGUUUUUCUCUAAGCCAGAGUCCACAGUUUCAAUGGGUUCACUCAUUGAUGAUGCCAAGUCAGAGACAUGGUUCGUGGACGCUCUCAACAACUCUGGGAUUCUCAUCCGUGGGGCAUCGGAUUCUGCUACUGUUGGCGGCGGCGUCCUGAACCUUGAUAAGGUUCCAGCUAAUGAUUCUAGCAACAAUCUGGAGGCUCAGGCUGCAGAGUUUCCGGUUGAUAACAACAAACAGGUCAAAAUUUUGCCAGAUGUCCAUUCCUUGCCUGACUCGCCUCUGGUGGACAACAGUUCAUCAUGUGGGUCUUCUUCUUCAUCCCCUUCAAUGGCUAAUCUGCCUCCAAUUCGGGUUCGUGUUGUUGAAACCGGUAACAGCAGGCUCCAGGAAGAACAGAGACCAGGGAUUGAGGAGCAGUUAGCACAAAUGACCUUUGGUGCUAAUGGGAUUAAGCAAGAUGAAGGGUAUGUUAUGACUAUGUUGUCUGCUCCUAUGCCUACAAUCCCUGCACCUAUGACCAUGGCAUCACCAGCUUUGGUGACUGGUGAGAAUAUGAAUCGGGUCAUCUCUGAUGAUGAAAGAUCAGAUCAAGCAGUACCAGCAGGGCUUCGGAAGCCUCCUUUGCCUUUGCAGCUUGUGCAACCAAGGACCAGUGGUGGUUUAAAUUUGCCUUCUCCAGAUUCAGUGGCAAGUGACAGUAGUGUUGCGUCUGCAACCUCUUUCUCGAGGGCUGUUUACUAUCAGGACCAAGUACAAGCUGCAUAUGCAGAUCAGAAAGCACCAACAUUAUCACAUCCCAAUAAAAGUGAAAUAUCAGAUCACAUUCCUGGGUACCAAAGAGAACGAGUUCAGGAUUCUAAUUACACAUUACCCUCACAGUUGGAUCAAAGUCAGCAAAUCCAGCAGCAGCAGCAGCAACAAUUUGUUCAUGCAAAUACCCAUUAUAUCCCCCAUCCUGCAGCUACAGGUCAGGUUCCAAUGUCUCCAUACUACCCAGUUUAUACCACACCUUCACAACAGCAAAUUCCUCAUCCAAUUAAUCAGCAGUACCCAGUUUAUGUAAUGCCUGUAGGACACGCUCAACCAUACAACAUGGCAGUGCAACCCAAUAUGGCUGACCCUAGUGUGAUAACAACCUCAAGCAGGCCAUUAAUACCCCAAAGUGUUGCUGGCACUCCACCUGUUUACCCCCCCAAGCCUGCCACAGCUUCCAUACCUGAGGUGGCUCAGACUGUUUACAAAGCACCUGUGCCUCCCACUCCGGCAUUCGUUCAAAUGCCAUCUGGGCAAUAUCAGCAACAACAGUUUGUGGGUGUGCCUCAGAUCCAUCAUCAACCACAGUCCAUAGCAGUUGCUUCCUCUUCUGCUGCUGCUCAUCCUCCUGUUUCAACAACUAAUUAUGGUUAUGAUUAUAGUGGACCUGCACAAGAACAAGCAUACUACAUGCAACAGCAGCAAGCUAUUCCUUUGCCUUCUCAAUACCAGUCCAUGACCCCUGCGGCUGCGGCGGCACUUUCAGAUGCAUCUACGCAAUAAUUUCCUGCAGAGAGCAUUCAGCAGCCAAACAGAACUACAUAGCCAUUAGGGGUUGGAACAUCGCUUUCAAUCUUUAGUAAUGGAGAUACUUUAGGUUCCUACAGAAUCUUCAUAAGGAUUAGUUUGUGUUUAGUUUUCUUUUCUCAUUCGACCACUAUUAUCUCCAUAUGAAAAAUGAAUGCAGCGUGAGAUCAUACAUUGCAAAUCUAGUUUUUCUUUGUCUUUUUUUUCUGGAUCACAGAAAUUCAUUUCAAUAAGGCAAGCUAUUGCCGUUAGAUUUGUUUUCCGGUGACAAUUCCUCAUCAGCAUUGUUACUUGUGUUGUGUGUGUUCCUGUGUGGAGUUGAAAAGUCACUUUGGCAAUUUGUCUUCCUCUAACAAAAACACGAGAUUUCAGAAAACUUCAA
Molecule: messenger RNA, 2773 nt
Organism: Prosopis cineraria
Lineage: Eukaryota; Viridiplantae; Streptophyta; Magnoliopsida; Fabales; Fabaceae
Exons: 2
Coding region: 349-2367 (672 amino acids)
Molecular function (GO): protein binding
Source: RefSeq, a predicted model, not a curated record